Molecule: messenger RNA, 1749 nt
Organism: Penicillium canariense
Lineage: Eukaryota; Fungi; Ascomycota; Eurotiomycetes; Eurotiales; Aspergillaceae
Product: putative MFS drug efflux pump
Exons: 7
Coding region: 1-1749 (582 amino acids)
Biological process (GO): transmembrane transport
Molecular function (GO): transmembrane transporter activity
Source: RefSeq, a predicted model, not a curated record
AUGACUGGGUCAAUUGACCAUCAGACUCCGGCGCAUGCCGAUGAGAAGGGCAUCGCGCAGCACCAGGAGAGCAGCGAUCUGGAGAACCGUCCUAGCCACCACGAGGUGGCCGAUAGCGGUUCCAAUGAGGUAGAGCUUCAUGAGUCCGAGAAGGACAUUCCGAUGACCUUCCGCCGCUUCAUGGGAUUCACUUCCAUGGCCUUCCUGUGGACUGGCAGUCAAAUUCCCGUUUAUCUUUUUGGUAUUCCUCCCUACAUCUAUGGAUCGAUUGGUGGGGCGGACCGUUGGAUCUGGUUUGUUCUUGCAAAUCUUCUCGCUCUGGCAGGUGUCUGUCCGUUUGUCGGAUCUCUUUCCGACUUGAUCGGUCGUCGCUAUGUUGCCAUCCUCGGUGCCUGUCUCGUCUGUCUUGGCAUGAUCGUUAGCAGCACGGCGCAUGAAAUGAAUACCUUCAUCGCUGGUAUGGCCAUUGCUGGUGCUGGCGCCGGUAUUAACGAGCUGACUGCGCUGGCUGCAACCUCGGAAAUGGCACCAACCCGCAAGCGUGGUGUCUAUGUCGCCGUCCUGAUUUUCACCAUCGUGCCAUUCUGCCCUUCUGUCCUGUGGGCUCAGCUCAUCGCCUACCAUAGCACUUGGCGCUAUGUUGGCGCCUUUUGCGGUGCAUGGAAUGGCUUUGGUCUUUUGAUAACCAUUCUCUUCUACAACCCUCCUCCUCGUGUCAACUCUCUUGGAUUGAGCCGGAAGGAAAUUAUUAGCCGGAUCGACUUUGUCGGUGGCUUCUUAAGCAUCACCGGGCUGAUUGUCUUUAUGGCUGGUAUGCAGUGGGGUGGUUAUAUGUACCCCUGGAGCUCCGCUCACGUCCUCGCCCCCCUUAUUAUCGGCUUCCUGAUGCUGGUUGCCUUCGGCUUUUGGGAAGUUUACGGCGCCAAAUACCCCAUCUUCCCUACGCGGUUGAAGCAGGAACCUCGGACCCUUGGUCUGACCCUGGUCAUCACCUUCAUUUCCGGAGCGAACUUCUUCUCCGUGCUCAUGUUCUGGCCUACGGAGUCUUUCAAUGUAUACGGACACGACCCCGUUGAUGUCGGUGUUCGCAGUUUGCCUAUUGGUUUUGGCAUCUUGUCUGGCGCCUGCAUUGUGCUUGUCCUUUUGAGUGUGUUCCGCGGGCACAACAAGGAGCUCCUAAUUGUGAGCAGUGUUCUUAUGACAGCUGGUUGUGGCGCUUUAGCUAUUGGUCGAGUUGACAAUCUCUAUCAGAUGUGGGGGCUUCUCAUCUUGGCCGGUCUUGGAAUUGGUGGAAUUGUCGUUCCUGCCUCGAUUAUCACCACCAUCAUCUGUCCCGAUGACCUGAUCGCCACCAUCUCCGCUCUCACGCUCUCCAUUCGCGUCGUGGGGGGCAGUGUCGGUUACACCAUCUACUACAACGUCUUCAUUUCAAAGUUUGUUCCGGCGGCGAAGCACUAUAUUGGCGGUGUGAUGGUAACCCAGCUUAACAUUACUAGCGUGGAGGUUAUCACUGAAGUCAUUGAACUUACAGGUGCUUCAUUGUUGACUGAGAUCCAGAAGGUUCCCGGUAUUGCUGGCAACGAGACCGCGUAUCAAAUGGUAGUCGCGGCGGGCCAGAUCGCAUAUGCCGAGUCCUACAAAUGGGUUUAUUACGUCAGUAUCGCAUUCGGUAUUGUUUCGAUCCUGGCAUCAUGCUUCUUGGGCAAUAUCAGCAAGUACAUGACCGAUCAUGUGGCAGUCGUGAUGUGA